GCGCCAGACAGACAGAGACAGCUGAUGCCUGUCAGCGCUGCGGGGCCCGGAGCUCUCGCGAGAGCUCCCCGAACCGGCCGCGAGAAGUGGGGCUCAGGUGUAAGAGGAGUGCAUCCCGUCGGCGCGCGGGGCUAGAGCUGUAGGAGAAGUGGGAUCGCGAGGCCGGUGCGCGGCGCUCUGCACGGUCAAAGGGAGCGCCGGGCGGCAGCGGCGGCAGCAGAGGAGCAGCAGCAGCCCCCGGCGCGGCCGCCGCCUCCGCGCCGCCAGCCGCCGCGGCUGCAGCCUCCGAAGGGAGGCCGGGGGAGCCGGCGUGCGCACUUUCCCGCAGACUUUCGGAGUGUUUGUGGAUUUACAUGCCAAGCCAUCAAGAUGAUGUCUAUGAACAGCAAGCAGCCUCACUUUGCCAUGCAUCCCACCCUCCCUGAGCACAAGUACCCGUCGCUGCACUCCAGCUCUGAGGCCAUCCGGCGGGCCUGCCUACCCACGCCGCCGCUGCAGAGCAACCUCUUCGCCAGCCUAGACGAAACGCUGCUGGCGCGGGCAGAGGCGCUGGCGGCCGUGGACAUCGCCGUGUCCCAGGGCAAGAGCCACCCAUUCAAGCCAGACGCCACGUACCACACGAUGAACAGCGUGCCAUGCACGUCCACGUCCACCGUGCCGCUGGCGCACCACCACCACCACCACCACCACCACCAGGCGCUCGAGCCUGGCGACCUGCUGGACCAUAUUUCGUCGCCCUCGCUCGCGCUCAUGGCCGGCGCGGGUGGUGCGGGCGCGGCGGGCGGCGGCGGCGGCGCCCACGAUGGCCCGGGGGGCGGCGGCGGCCCGGGGGGCGGCGGCGGCCCAGGCGGCGGCGGCCCCGGGGGCGGCGGCGGCGGCGGCGGCCCGGGGGGCGGCGGCGGCGGCCCGGGCGGCGGGCUGCUCGGCGGCUCGGCGCACCCGCAUCCGCACAUGCACGGCCUAGGCCACCUGUCGCACCCGGCGGCGGCGGCCGCCAUGAACAUGCCGUCGGGUCUGCCGCACCCCGGGCUGGUGGCGGCGGCGGCGCACCACGGCGCGGCGGCGGCGGCGGCGGCGGCGGCGGCCGGGCAGGUGGCGGCGGCGUCGGCGGCAGCGGCCGUGGUGGGCGCGGCGGGCCUGGCGUCCAUCUGCGACUCGGACACGGACCCGCGCGAGCUCGAGGCGUUCGCCGAGCGCUUCAAGCAGAGGCGCAUCAAGCUGGGCGUGACGCAGGCCGACGUGGGCUCGGCGCUGGCCAACCUCAAGAUCCCGGGCGUGGGCUCGCUCAGCCAGAGCACCAUCUGCAGGUUCGAGUCGCUCACGCUCUCGCACAACAACAUGAUCGCGCUCAAGCCCAUCCUGCAGGCGUGGCUCGAGGAGGCCGAGGGCGCGCAGCGCGAGAAAAUGAACAAGCCCGAGCUCUUCAACGGCGGCGAGAAGAAGCGCAAGCGGACUUCCAUCGCAGCGCCGGAGAAGCGCUCCCUCGAGGCCUACUUCGCCGUACAACCCCGGCCCUCCUCCGAGAAGAUCGCCGCCAUCGCCGAGAAACUGGACCUCAAAAAGAACGUGGUGCGGGUGUGGUUUUGCAACCAGAGACAGAAGCAGAAGCGGAUGAAAUUCUCCGCCACUUACUGAGGGGGUGGGAGGUGCGGGGCGGGGCAGAGCGGGGAGCUGAAGGGGCUUUUCGGGAGCUUUCUUUGGGCCUGCUUCCCCCUAGACUUGGAGUGUCCGUUAUCCUGCUUGCAUUUGGGGAGUCCCUCCUCGAGCACUCUCUUCCACCCUCUCUGUGCUCCCUCUGCCCCUGAUCCUCCACAGCAAAGAGGACUGGGUGCUGGGUGUGGACACCCAAGAGCCAGGUGGGGGAAAAAGAGGGACCUUUUGGGUGAGCGGGGAGUUGAGGGGAAGGAAAGCGGAGACUGG
Molecule: messenger RNA, 1920 nt
Organism: Neofelis nebulosa (Clouded leopard)
Lineage: Eukaryota; Metazoa; Chordata; Mammalia; Carnivora; Felidae
Gene: POU4F1
Product: POU class 4 homeobox 1
Exons: 2
Coding region: 370-1635 (421 amino acids)
Biological process (GO): regulation of transcription by RNA polymerase II
Molecular function (GO): DNA-binding transcription factor activity, RNA polymerase II-specific; RNA polymerase II cis-regulatory region sequence-specific DNA binding
Source: RefSeq, a predicted model, not a curated record